Molecule: messenger RNA, 3105 nt
Organism: Didymella exigua CBS 183.55
Lineage: Eukaryota; Fungi; Ascomycota; Dothideomycetes; Pleosporales; Didymellaceae
Exons: 4
Coding region: 1-3105 (1034 amino acids)
Biological process (GO): septin ring organization; establishment of cell polarity
Cellular component (GO): cytoplasm; nucleus; mating projection tip
Molecular function (GO): protein binding; guanyl-nucleotide exchange factor activity
Source: RefSeq, a predicted model, not a curated record
AUGCAAGCGGGCAUCGCGUUCCACGCCGGCGGCCUCCAGCGCGCCCACACCUCCCAACUGCCCACCGCCUCCGCCUCUUCGCUGCAUUCGCGCAUGACUUCGACGUCAACCCCCGGGCCGUCCGCCCUCAUGUCCCACCAGAGCUUCCAGAGCCAGUACAGCAGCUUCUCGCACAACAGCGCCCGCGACACGCAGGCCACCAAUGCCACGGCCGCCUCGACGCUGUUCGGCCAGACGCCGCCCGCCUUCCCCACGCUGGCGACUCCCGUCAACGGCGGGCCCGUCGAGGCCAGCGACAACGUCCUCAACAAGCGCGCCGACAAGGACACGUCGCUGUUCCAGCGAUGCAUGACGCUGGCCCUGCGCCUGCGCGUCAUUCCCGGCUUCGAGCGCUGGCUGGUCGAGGAGGAGGAGCGCGCCGACGACGACGAUGGCCCCGUCGACCCCGUGACGCUGCUGUGGCGCACUUUCCGGAGGGGCUACCCGUUGAUGGACCUGUACAACGCCCUGGGGCCGCCCACCCUGCUGGGCAUCCCGAGCGCAAAAGCCGACGAGAAGAGCCAGAAGAAGCACGAGAAGAUGGCUACGUACAAGUUCAUCCAGGCCUGCGUCAACGAGCUGGGCAUCGCGCAGGAGAGCUGCUUCAUCCUGACGGACCUGUACGGCGACGACACGACUGGCUUCGUAAAGGUCACCAACGUUGUCAACCGCGUCCUUGAUUCGCUUGUCCAGAUGGGCAAGAUCAACCCCGCCGCCGCCAGCCUCGAUGAUGCCCUGGUCUGCUCGACCAUCAAGCGCUCGCAGCGCGAGUACAUCAUCGACGAGCUGGUCAAGACCGAGCGCACCUACGUCCAGCACCUCGAGCUUCUGCAGGAGUUCAAGAAGCUCGUCGAGGAGAAGGGUGUCAUCAGCGGCGACCAGAUCCAUGACAUCUUCCUCAACCUGAACGCCCUCCUCGAUUUCCAGCGCCGAUUCCUCAUCCGCGUCGAGCAGACCAAUGCGCUGCCCGCCUCCGAGCAGAACUGGGGCAACCUCUUCGUGCUGUACAAGGAUGCCUUCAAGGUCUACGAGCCAUACAUUGCGAACCAGAAGAAGUGCGAACAGAUCGCCAUGCGCGAGUUCGACAAGCUGAAGGAGACUGGUGGAACCCCCGAGAUGCGCCAGAUGGUCGAAUCGCCCACGCUCCUCACCUCUUUCCUCCUCAAACCUUUCCAGCGCUUGACGAAAUACCCAUUGCUGCUUUCGCAACUGCAAAAGAACGGCGACCUCGACGAGCAAAGAAAGGACGACCUGGUCCGCGGUAUUGAAGCCGCGUCCUCUGUACUCGCUGGCACAAACGACGCCAUUGCCCGCGAAGAGCGUGUUGAAGCUGUCGAAGAGCUGAAGACCCUGGUAGAAGACUGGAAGGGCCACCGCAUCGAAGGCUUUGGCGAUCUCCUCCUCUACGGCCAAUUCACUGUGCUCAAAGGUGACAGUAUGAGCUCCAAGAACGAAGAGCGCGACUACAAAAUCUACCUUUUCGAAAUGAUCCUCCUCUGCUGCAAGGAGAUCAACGUCAACAAACCAAAGAACAAGAUGUCCACAAGGUCACUAGUCACAAAAGACGGGAAGCCAAAGCUGCAGCUGAAGGGCCGCAUAUUCAUGCAGAACGUCACAGAGACUAUCUCGUUACAAAAACCAGGUUCCUACACAUGCCAGAUCUUUUGGAAGGGCGAUCCAGGAAUCGAGAACUUCAUCAUUCGAUUCACCUCGGAGGAAACCAUGAAGAAGUGGGCUGCGCAAGUCGACGCGCAAAGACGCGUAUGGAAGGAGCAGGCACGCUCCAGCGCGAGCACAUCAGCCUCCAAACCUUCAGACACCAACUUCACCUACAUGGCUGGUCUCAACGUGGAGAACCCGUAUACGGAGCAGGACGACGAGGACGAGGACGACGAGCCUCCUACCGGCUUCCCACGAGACAGCUACGGAGUAAAGCAGAACAGUGUGAACGGUUCUCCACGAUCACGAUCAACGACUGGCGAGAGUGGCCCACCGAUGGACGGCAUGGAUCCAAGGGUCGCACCUCCACGAUUUCCUAUGGGUUACAAUGGUGCCUCUCAGCCGCCACUGACAUUGCGCACACAGCAGCUUCAGAACUCAGGUGCGAUAGAGUCUCACUUCUCACCUGUCGUAGAAACUCCCAUGUCUUCUUACUCCAACGCGCGAACCAGUUCAUCAUCUGCAGGCACAUUCCCAUUCCCUCGACAAACACCACCAAAUGGUUAUUCUAUGGAGGAGAACAACAGAUACACAGCGCCGGCGCCAUCCCGUGGUCAUGGUCGUGAACCGUCCGGUCAGUAUACCGCCGCGCGCGCUCAACGGCCGUCUUUGCCAGCCAAUGCCAGUAUGUCAUCUCACGGUCAACGUCUGCGGGCAGCUAGUAGCCCCGACAUUCAUAAUGGUAACGUGCCACGUAAAGGACCGAGCGGACCCGUACCGGAUGUACCACCUUUCCCAACACACUACGCUUACAACGCUGCGAUUGUAAACCGCAGCCAAAGCAAUUCACCGAGUGGCCUGCCACCAAGAGCAGGCACUCAAUCACCCGCGAUCCAGAGAGAUCGUCUUAUUCAGCAAAGAACAGCUGCCGAGCUCUCUACACUGGGCGAUUACCCAGGUGGGGCAGCUCGCCGCGAUCCAGGUUUUGCGCCCAUGUCCCGUACGAUGACACCUACAUCCUCAUUCGAGCGAACGAUGACACCGGCUUCGAUGGACUCACGGAACAUGUCGCCACCACUUGCGGCAGAGCAUUCUAACAUCCCAAGUCAGCUGAAAGUCAAGGUUCAUUGCCCUUCAGCCGGAAGCUCCAUGGUGUUGGUCGUCAGUACCAAUAUCAGCUUCCAGUCGCUCAAGGACCGCAUUGAUGCCAAGCUCCAGCGAUCAACACCAGUGUCGCUUGCUUCCGGUCAGGUCAAGCUGAAGUACCUCGACAGCGAGGGCACAUACGUCAGUAUCCAGUGCGACGACGACGUUCAGGAAGCGUUCGAGAACUGGCAAGAGCAGCAGCGAGAUCUGAAUCCCGGUGGCGGACAACUGGGAGAGAUCGAGCUCUUCUGCCAGCGAUGA